CCGCCAGCCCAAGCCAACAUGGGACGAGUCAGGACCAAGACUGUAAAAAAGGCCGCCAGGGUCAUCAUUGAGAAGUACUACACCCGGCUGGGCAGUGACUUCCAUGUCAACAAGAGGGUAUGUGAGGAGAUAGCCAUCAUCCCCAGCAAGAAGCUGCGCAACAAGAUCUCUGGGUAUGUGACCCAUCUGAUGAAGCGUAUCCAGAGGGGCCCCGUCAGAGGCAUCUCCAUCAAGCUGCAGGAGGAGGAGAGGGAGAGGAGGGACAACUAUGUCCCAGAGGUGUCUGCUCUGGACCAGGAGAUCAUCGAGGUGGAUCCCGACACCAAGGAGAUGCUGAAGCUGUUGGACUUCGGCAACCUGUCGAACCUGCAGGUCACCCAGCCUACCGUUGGAAUGAACUUCAAAACACCCAGGGGAGUCUAGACACGUUUCAUAUCGCUGUCAAUAAAGACAAGUGGAAAGGAAACACUGUAGCGGUCUCUUUUGCAAGGUCACAAUCACACAUUAUCUUACUCGAAGCCUGGGAUUCAAUCACAUCAAAUGUUAACCAACAAUAGCAGAUCUCCCUUGUGGCUCAGUUGGUAGAGCAUGGUGCUUGCCAUGCCAGGGUUGUGGGUUUGAUUCCCACACAGGACUAGUAUGAAAAAGGAAAUUAAAUCAUUAUGCACUCAG
Molecule: messenger RNA, 672 nt
Organism: Oncorhynchus gorbuscha (pink salmon)
Lineage: Eukaryota; Metazoa; Chordata; Actinopteri; Salmoniformes; Salmonidae
Product: 40S ribosomal protein S17-like
Exons: 5
Coding region: 19-423 (134 amino acids)
Biological process (GO): translation
Cellular component (GO): ribosome
Molecular function (GO): structural constituent of ribosome
Source: RefSeq, a predicted model, not a curated record